AUGAUGCCGCAUGCGAUUCUGGGCUACCAGCUCCCCCUUCGUGCUGGAGGUGGCGGCCAGCCCUCAGAGGCUGCCACAGAUUUCGCCCUGGAGCCUUUCUCCGACUCCGUUCUUUCGCAUCUCGUUUCGGCCGGAAAAGAUGUCUCGUCACAAGAUAGGGAAAAGUUCACCGAUGAGAUGUCCUUCUUGACAUACAUGGCGUCGGGCAAGUCAAAUGCAGUGUCAGCCCCGAUGGGCAAUGAUCUGAACUAUCCCAUGUCCUCUUAUUUCAUAAGCUCCAGUCAUAACACGUACCUGUCCGGCCACCAGCUCUAUGGCGAUGCCUCUGUGUAUGCCUACACCAAUGUUCUCAAGCGCCGGUGCAGGUGUUUGGAGAUAGACGUGUGGGAUGGCGAAAGCGACCCUGAACCCAGCAGCUCAGAUGACGACGAGGAUAAGUUUGAUAAGUCGGAGCCAAAGCCUUCCCACUGGGAUAGGGUCAAAGCUCGCGCAGCUCGCAUGCGCUCAAGCUCUCGGUCAGAAUCCCUAGCCGCCAGCGCGAACAACACCGUGUCCGCUCAGCACUCUCAUCCGCCCGGGGCUCAAACCGCAGACGUGCCAGAAGGGACUGCCGACGUGGGCUCUCCACAGAAACCAGAGUCGUCCUCGCUUGACUCGAACCGUCUUUCACCGCAUCGGUCCCCCUCACUCUCCAACAAGAGGGAGCCGCGAGUCCUCCAUGGCUACACGCUGACUCACCCUAUCACUUUCCGCGCCGUCUGCCAUGCUAUCAGAGAUUCGGCAUUCGUAAGCACGGAGCUACCAUUGAUCGUAUCCCUAGAAGUGCACGCUUCCCUGGCCCAGCAAGAGGUCAUGGUCGAGAUUAUGCGCGAUGUCUGGGCCGAGUUCCUAGUGGACCUACCAAAAGGCACGGACGUUUCCGCGCUUCCUUCGCCAGAGUCACUCCGGAGAAAGAUAUUGAUAAAAGUCAAGUGGGUUCCGGACUCUCAGACGGGAGAGUCCAAUGACCCGAUUGAGCAUGUGAGCUCAAGCUCCACUGAUGGAGCGGGGACCGAUUCUAUAGCGACCUCUCCAGAGAAACGAAAGAAGGCCUCGAAAGUUCUGGCUGCGCUCUCCGAACUAGGCAUAUAUACUCGGGGCUAUACGUUCAAGCAUUUCUCACAGCCCGAAGCUACUAUCCCCACACACGUUUUCAGUCUGUCCGAGAAGAAAGUCCGUAACCUGCAUGACGACCCGUCCCACGGUCCCGCCUUGUUCAAGCACAACCAAAACUUUCUAAUGCGCGUGUUUCCCAGAGGGACCAGGAUUAACAGCUCAAACGUCGAUCCGAUCUUCCAUUGGAGACAGGGAGCACAAAUGGUGGCCUUGAAUUGGCAGAAGCUGGACAAGGGAAUGAUGCUCAACGAGGGAAUGUUUGCGGGGACCGGAGGAUGGAUUCUCAAGCCGGAAGGCUACCGCAGUACUGCAACAGCUGGAUCCGCCAACUCACACAAGGAAGUGGAUACCAAAAGGCAACGGCUAGAUCUAGAAAUCCGACUGCUUGCCGCGCAGAGGCUGCCCGUCCCGGCCGACAAAGAUCUCUCGUAUGGUCCCAGAAUGAAACCAUACGUCAAAAUGCAACUACACGUCGAUUCACUUUGCACUCCUGACCGCAGCAAAGAUUCGGACCGGUUGGGCGAAGCCAAAGACGAAGUCGAACCCCGUGGCGGUGAAGAUGUCGACUCCAGCUCUUUCAAACGCAGGUCUGCCGAUUCCCGUACCGAUUCUCCUGAUUUCCGAGGGGAGGUAAUGAGCUGGCUGGGUAUGUCAGAUGUCCUCCAAGAAUUGAGCUUCAUUCGACUAAAAGUUAUGGACGACCGCUCGAUGGGCAAAGACAACCUAUUGGCAUGGGCCUGCAUUCGACUCGACCGCCUCCAGCAAGGGUAUCGAUUCAUCCACUUGCUCGAUUCGUCCGGCUACCCAUCACGCGGUGCAUUGCUUGUUCAAGUGUCUAAGCGCACGACUUGA
Messenger RNA from Fonsecaea multimorphosa CBS 102226, 2007 nucleotides. RefSeq lists its product as uncharacterized. Bases 1 to 2007 code for a protein of 668 amino acids. The record is from RefSeq and is a predicted model, not a curated record. Gene Ontology annotation, molecular function: phosphatidylinositol-4,5-bisphosphate phospholipase C activity. Lineage: Eukaryota; Fungi; Ascomycota; Eurotiomycetes; Chaetothyriales; Herpotrichiellaceae. The transcript is spliced from 2 exons. Gene Ontology annotation, biological process: lipid metabolic process; phosphatidylinositol-mediated signaling.